Mya arenaria is the source of this 1617-nucleotide messenger RNA. RefSeq lists its product as uncharacterized. The record is from RefSeq and is a predicted model, not a curated record. The transcript is spliced from 7 exons. The coding region runs from base 72 to 1286 and encodes 404 amino acids. Lineage: Eukaryota; Metazoa; Mollusca; Bivalvia; Myida; Myidae. Gene Ontology annotation, molecular function: ubiquitin-protein transferase activity.
CUUUGGAGGUGGUGUCGGCUUAGAACCUGCAGCAAACACACCUCUUAUGUUGGAAUUCAUUUUUGCAAUCUAUGUCAUAUUUUCCAUUUAAACAGGAAAUGGGAGCAGUAAGUACUAAAGACGACACAUCGAGAGAGGCAGCGCUCAGAGAAGAGACGCCUCCAAAUGAUCUCACAAAGGUCAUUGCUGAAAUGAAGAAACAACAGAAAGGCCAAACGAACACUCUUGAGGUCGAGAGAAGUGAUGUGCUACAUGUAGCCAUUUCAUACUUCAAGAGUCACGAGUGCGAGUUUAGGCCCCUUGUUGUCAAAAUGAUUACCGAAGGAGUCGGCGAGAACACGCGUGAUUUAGGAGGCCCGUUGAGAGAAUUUUUUACCGUGUUUUUCAAAGAAAUCCUUCGGAAAAACAUCGACAUGUUCGAAGGACAUGAACAAGGACGGACUCUUUUCCCUGUAUACAAUGAAAGAGCAUUAUCGGACAACUGGUUUGAAGCGUUUGGAAAAGCAGUUGUGGUGUCAGUUAUGAAUGGUGGUCCGGGGUUUCCUUACUUGGCGCCAUGUGUUGUGAAUUUUUUGCGUGGUAGGGAGUAUGAGUCGAUGUUGAACAUAGGACUGGUGUACAACACGCUCUUGAGACAAUUGAUUAAAAGAAUCAACAAUUCCGAAACUGAAGAACAAUUAAACGGUGCAAUAGAAUCUGAUUCAGAAAGAUAUAUAGACCAUUGUGGGUGGCCAAGAUACCAAAUGAUCACGAUGAACAACAAGCUCGAACUGACACAGACCUUGCUCAAGUGGGAACUAAUCGGAAAGAGAAUUCCGGCCCUUGAGCAGCUUAAAAGGGGGCUGGACACCUUCCAGUUCCUUAGCAGAACUGAAAAAUAUCAAGAGGCAGACAAACUGCUAAUGCACAUGGAUAGUGAAAAGGCAACCGCUGAGUACUUGAAGAAGUCUCUCCGUAAAGAAAUUGACAGACUGAAACUAAGCUGUAAGGAAGAGGAAAAUGCCAAGGAAUACACCCUUAAGUGUAUGGAUCUGAUGACAGACACAGAGGCUACCAGUCUCUUUCACUUUAUCACCGGAAUGUCAUCACUGCCAGUUGAGGAUAUCCCACUUGAAGUGGAAUUUAACAAACUGAACAAGGCAGCAGAACUACCUGAAGCCAUCACAUGCAUCCAGCGACUGAGAAUUCCACUUGGAAAUGAUUCUCCUAUGGCGUUUUAUUCUUCAUUUCAUAAGGCGCUGGCCCAUGGAAAAUACGGCUUUCAUGGAAACGAUACACUUCAUUGAUUAAAUAAUUUCUCAAAGUUUGUUCUAAGUCCAUAGCCUGUUCUCUUUUGUAAUAACUUUGAUUUUAUUUUGUAUAUACGCCGAUGCAUUUUACCAUGUAAGCAUUGAUAAAACAUUAUCGCAUUAUCGUAUAGACGUUUCUCAGGACACUAUAUAUACUUUUUCUAUUAUUUUACUUUACUUCUUUGCGCUUUCGUGUACAUUUUGUUCCUUUUUACAUUUUACUGACUAGUAAAUGUGACUGAAUUUUUUUAAUAGUGCAUUUAUUAUUCAGAAACAUGCUUCAAAGUGUAUGCCUUCCGUAAUGGAACAUAGAACAAUAAUGUGUUGU